AUGGCGUCUCGGCCGAUCAUUUUGAGAUUCGAGAGCCGCAACGGUCAGUUUCGGUUGACCGUGAGCCCGCAGGAAUCGUUCCCAUCUCUGGAGCAAAAGAUUGUCGAACACCUUCCCGACGACGUUGAUCCAUCCUCGCUUAUUCUCUCGAACAGACCGAUAGGCACUGGUGGAGAAGAAUGCCUUUUAAAUACUCUGCAAGGAGUCUCGAUUGAGGCAGUUGGUAUAAGGCACGGUGACAAGCUCUUCCUUGGGUAUCAAACCAAAGAGGGACCACAGGAUGGGUCGACCAACGGCCAAGCUGCCACCACCAACGAGUCCUCUCGCCGCUUGAAUGGAGCCCCGGUACCGCAGACCGAGACAGUCGCGAUUCGCCCUCAGCCCGUUUCACCAUCAGUUACGAUUAAGAACCCCUGGGAUGUGGUGCAGCAAACGCCGCUGGAUAACGCACUGGAUAAGAAGGAUGGAAAGAUCAAACGCAACAAAGACUUGAAGAUGUGCAGGCACGGCCCUAAGGGCAUGUGCGAUUACUGCAUGCCCCUCGAGCCCUACGACCCCAAAUAUCUCGGCGAGAAGAAAAUCAAGCACCUGUCGUUCCAUUCGUACCUGCGAAAACUCAAUGCUGCGACCAACAAAUCCGAACUCAAGAGCUCCUUCAUGCCCCCCCUCAACGAACCCUACUAUCGAGUAAAGCGAGAUUGCCCAUCCGGACAUCCGUCGUGGCCGGAGGGAAUUUGCACCAAGUGCCAGCCUAGCGCCAUCAGCUUGCAACCCCAAGAGUUCCGCAUGGUGGACCAUGUGGAGUUUUCAACGCCCGACCUCAUCAACUCGCUGCUAGACUUCUGGCGGAAGUCGGGUGCCCAGCGCCUGGGUUUCCUCUACGGUACUUACGAGGAGUACACCGAGGUGCCUUUGGGAGUGAAGGCGGUGGUUCAAGCAAUCUACGAACCACCACAGGUAGACGAAGUCGAUGGGAUUACGCUUCAUGAAUGGCCCAAUGAGAAAGAGGUGGAUGAGGUUGCUCGUCUGUGCGGUCUGGAGAAGAUCGGAGUGAUAUUUACCGACCUACUCGAUGCCGGACAAGGAGAUGGCUCCGUGAUCUGUAAACGGCAUAUUGACUCUUACUACCUCUCAUCCCAGGAAAUCACCUUCGCGGCCCGAUUGCAGGCGCAGCAUCCGAAAGCAACGAAAUGGAGUCGAACGGGCCGAUUCGGUUCCAAUUUUGUCACCUGCGUCCUCAGCGGCGAUGAGGAGGGAGCUAUCACGGUGAGCGCCUAUCAGGCUUCGGUCGCCGGAGUUGAAAUGGUACGGGCCGAUAUCGUUGAGCCCUCCGCAGAACCGUCCGUCAUGCUGGUGCAAUCAGAGGAAGACGGCACCGAGAACGAGUCACGAUACAUCCCCGAAGUUUUCUACCGCAAAAUCAACGAAUACGGCGUGAGCGCUCAGCAGAACGCAAAGCCCAGCUUCCCCGUCGAAUAUCUUCUGGUCACCCUAACGCAUGGGUUCCCCACCGAGUCUUCACCUCUCUUCACUGACACUAGUUUCCCCCUCGAGAACCGCGAGGUGAUCGGCGAAAGCCAGGAGCUUCGACAUGUGGCUAAGAAGCUAGUUGCCCAUGGAGAUCCCGACAAGGCGAUUCGAGCAGUAUCCGACUUCCACCUUCUCUACUUCCUCCAUUCUCUUUCGACUUUCAGCAAGGACGAAGAAGCCCUCCUGUGCCGCGUCGCAACCACCCGGAACCCCUCCGACGGACUACAGUUGAUCAAUUCUCCGGGGUGGGCAACCCUGGUCACAAUUCUUCAGGAAAGUGGUGAGCGGCCCCCCAAGCGCCCCUGGCUGAGUUCGGCCGAACCUCCUCGCGCAGUGCCCAAACGCGAGAAGCGGUUUCUCCCGUCAAGGCCUGAGUCUCCCAAGUCCGAGAGUGAACAGCUUGCUAAGAGGUUCAAGGGAGCUAGUCUAGAGUGA
Messenger RNA from Aspergillus affinis, 1965 nucleotides. It is a transcript of the gene npl4, whose product is annotated as nuclear protein localization protein 4. The record is from RefSeq and is a predicted model, not a curated record. Gene Ontology annotation, biological process: ubiquitin-dependent protein catabolic process. NCBI's taxonomy places the organism in Eukaryota, Fungi, Ascomycota, Eurotiomycetes, Eurotiales, Aspergillaceae. The coding region runs from base 1 to 1965 and encodes 654 amino acids. Gene Ontology annotation, cellular component: nucleus. Gene Ontology annotation, molecular function: ubiquitin binding; ubiquitin protein ligase binding. The transcript has 4 exons.